AUGGCUCCAAAACACAACAAUAUGAUACACAACAACCACUUCCACAAACAGUGGCAAAACUAUGUGAGGACAUGGUUUGAUCAGCCUGGACGUAAGAAGCGCAGACGUGUUGCUCGUCAGAAGAGGGCUCUUCAGAUUGCUCCCCGACCUGUUGCUGGUGCUCUUCGACCUAUUGUCCGAUGUCCAACCUUCAAGUACAACACCAAGAUAAGGGCUGGUCGAGGCUUUACUCUGGAGGAGCUGAAGGUAGGCUUCUGUUUUAUUGUCAUGCCUAAGUUCUGUACAUGUGAAAACAGAUUGGACGUAUCUCGGUAUGCUGAAGUCACAGAAAUAGAUGCUGUAAACUUCCACUUAUAAGCACCCCCCCCCCCCCCCCUUCCCUUAGUUAUAGGCCAAUCUAGCUGUGAACAGACAAAAAAAUGUCUGGUUAACCCCCUCCUCCGCUCUAAAAUGUAUCAGCAUGAAAUCUAUUUACUACGUACUGUUUAAAAAAUGAGCAGGAGUGUACUAUGUUUGGGGGGACAAGUUUUGACCAAAUUUUCUGCACAACUUUCAGCAUUUUUUAGCAUGAUCGAUUAUCACAAGGCUUAAUAUUUUCACAAUCAAUCAUCAGCAAUUAUCGAUGAUCAGCAUAGGAGUCUUGAAAAUUUCCAGAAUAUUAUCCCAAGCAUAAUUAAGUGAAGUAAACUAUCAAGGCAUAAUUAUCAUGAGCAGGGAUGUAGCGAAUAGUCAGUUGUUGGCUAAUUUCACUGGCUGAAUAUAUGGAGUACUGUUGAAGGUGCACAAAUUGUGUUGGCUUGGCUUUAAUUAAAAAACCUACUUAUCUUAAAGUAACCAUCCAUCCCACUAAUAAUGUCUGUUAAUUUCUACAUGGAUUAGUAUUCUUUUUUCAGAGGUAUUAGCUUCUGGUUUGCCCUGUUUUGUUAUCCUUAUUUAUUCUUUUUUUUGUCUCAAGGUUUAUUUUUUGGGGGAUUGAAAUGACAGAUCUGUCAAAUGUUUACAUGACACUGUGUUUUCAUUUCAGACUGCUGGUAUCUCACGCAAAGUUGCUCCCACAAUCGGUAUUGCAGUUGAUCAUAGGAGGAAAAACAGAUCAGCUGAAUCCCUUCAAGCUAAUGUUCAAAGGUUGAAGGAGUACAAGAGCAAACUAAUUGUCUUCCCAAGGAAGGCUAGCAAGCCCAAGCAGGGAGACAGUGAGGUAUGUAUUGAGCAAUUGCAAUCCAUUUCAAUCUUGUCCCGUUUGUUUGCCUGCUCCCCCUUUUGUAUUAAUUUCCUGUGGUAUUUAUACCUUCUUUUCAUAUUUUUUAUGUUGUACUCAGUUUAGUGGCAGUUCCCAUGGUUUGAACUUUGAUUAUUUUCAUGACACAUCUUCUUUAAGACCUUUUCUCAGUUGAUGGUAGCAUUGGGUCCAGUGAUGUUAAGCUGUUAGCCUUGUCUCCUUCAGACCACUCUUCAGUUUAAAGAAGGCUUAAAAGAACCCAGACUGCUGUUCUAUGAUGUUUAAUGUUGUUCAAAUUGUGUUGUAUUUACUUAAUUGAAGGAGUGUCCAGAUCCAAGUAGUGCUUCUGAUUGCUCAUUCCAUAAAGGAAAUCCAAUCAAAAGCUCUACCCAGGUCUGGUUAUUAGUGCUACUGAUUGGUCAUGCUGUGAGGGAAAUUUGCUUCAACCAAUCAGAAGCAUUACCUAGAUUUGGGUAGCGGCAUGUCAUCAGUGUGGCAUUCCUGCUGAGGCACUUUAUCAGGAAUAGAGCCUAUUCAAGGACAGUGAAUGACUCGGAAGUGAGCAGAUUGAAGUAAUGUGUCCUUGUUCUUUGCUUUACUUUAGCCUGCUGAACUUUCCAAUGCCAAGCAACUGCAAGGUCCUGUUAUACCCAUCCAACCAUCACGCCUGCCAAUCAAGGCUCGCAAGAUCACAGAUGAGGAGAAGAAUACCAGUGUGUUCAAGAGCAUGCGUAUUGCACGUGCUAAUGCCAGGCUGAUUGGCAUCAGAGAGAAGAGAGCAAAGGAACAAGCCGAGCAAGAUGCUAUUAAGAAGAAAUAA
Molecule: messenger RNA, 2039 nt
Organism: Porites lobata
Lineage: Eukaryota; Metazoa; Cnidaria; Anthozoa; Scleractinia; Poritidae
Source: the annotation of a GenBank genome assembly